Molecule: messenger RNA, 2163 nt
Organism: Jaminaea rosea
Lineage: Eukaryota; Fungi; Basidiomycota; Exobasidiomycetes; Microstromatales
Exons: 5
Coding region: 86-2023 (645 amino acids)
Source: RefSeq, a predicted model, not a curated record
UCCUCCAACCCGUCCCUCACCUCACCACCAGCCAACACCCUUCCCUCCCCUCGCCGUUGCACUCCUCCACGCUCGCUAGCCCGCCAUGGUGGUCAGCAUCGAAGCCAUGCGCGUCUGUACGACGGUGGCCUUCUCCUGUUUCGCCACCGAGUGGCUCUGCUCAUUGGGCAGGGAGAUCAAGUACAUUUGGAAAGCCCGAUUCUGCCUAUUGACGGCGUGCUUCUUGGGUGCGAGGUAUAUCACACUGAUCAACCUAACAUUCAUGAUGGCAAUGUUCCAUGGCUCAUGGACGGCCUCCUUGUGCGAUCGCCUCUACCUCGUCAUGCCAAUCCUGGCCACCCUCGGUCUCCUGUGCGCCGAAGGAGUCUGCUGCAUCCGCAUCUGGACCAUUCACAAGCGCAGCCGCUUCAUCUUCUCCUUCCUCGCAACACUCUUCACCGCCAUGGCCGGCAUCCAAUUCUACGCCAUAUCCAAGUACGUGGCAUUUCGCGACGAGACGGGAAGCUGCAUUGCUGCGGGUCAAGGGGUCUGGUUGGCCCUUUACUGGUUGGCGCCUGCCACUCUUGACCUGAUCCUCCUCUUCCUCGCCAUCUUUGCCGUUGGCCGCGAGACCCGCCAAUACGGCGCCAAUCGUCUCCUCGACGUGAUCCUACGCGACCAAGUCUUCUACUUCCUCUUUGUCUUCUCCGGCUGCAUCAUCUCCGGCGUCCUCAUGACGGUCAAUUCUGCCUUCCUUCAGUCCCUCAACAACCCACCCGCCAUCGCCGUACCCGCCAUCGGAGCCACGCGCUUGGUGCUCAGCCUCAAGAGCGAGGGCAUGAGACAGAUGGGAGUCUACCGUCACGGGCAGGACAGCUCGGGCUCCUCUGGACGCAAGGGCCUCCCAAAGAAGAAGGGAGGCGUCCUCAGCUGGUGGUCCACGCGCGACAGCGGACAAGACAUUCAGAAAGCUUCCUUCCCCGACUCGCCCGCCGCUACCACGCGCAGCAACAAUCGCUCGUGGCUGCAGAUCCAUCCGGGCACAUGGACUAGCAGCAUGGAAGCAAGGAAGAUGGCCUCGAGCAACUCGGAGUCUGCUCAUCCACUCACUAGUAGUCCUGACGUUGAAUUGGCCUCGUUUGGCCAGAGCAAGGGUGAUCACACCUUCGACUCCAUCGAGGUGCACCAAGCACCCGUACCACCUACGGCGCGAUGCAAGACUUCUUCGACGUUUUGGAGCGGCCAGCGAGGCGUGCCUGGUAGCGUGGAUGAGAACGGCGAGUACACGACCAGCGGCAAGGGUGAGGUAAUUCUCGGCCCUUCUAUCGAAGUCGGUCGACACCAGCCUCACGCGGAUGAACGCCUCAUAGGCCUGGGGGACAACACCAUGUGGCCUCACAGCAAGGCUCGUCGUAUGGCUAGCUGUGACCAGAUUCAUGUGCCCGUCACCGUCCCCGUGACCCGAAAUGCGCACACCGCCACGGGGACCCGGGACAGCAGUCGCGAUACCUUUGGCGGCCAUAACCACACGAGCAGCAGGUCUGGAACCAGGCUCGGCUCGCCUACUGCUCCCCCUUCUCGAGGGCAAGGCAAUUUCAUGAAGGGUUGCGCUAUCCAUACCGAGACGACUACCUUUGUCACCCGCGGAAGUGAGGACUACUCGCAGCACGCUAUGCCGCAGUACAACAGCAAUGGUAACAACAACAACAGCAACGCCACUGCCUUGCGACCAGACACGGCCAACGACCCAUACCAGCAGCACGUCGCCUCUUGCCCCACCAACAGCAGCAACACCAGCAGCAGCAGCAGCGCCCCUCCCCUCCCAACGCAGCCCCGCGUGUCCGCCGCCCCCUCGGCGAGCUACGUAGUUGCGGAGGACUCGGGAGAGGAUACAGAGGCGGAGGAGGUUAUUGGGUUCGCGAGCAACACGCCCCCAGCUAGCAGUGGGUCCAUCGCUGGGGCUCACCAGAGGCAACUCUCAUGGCAACACAGUGCGAGCAACAAGGGGAGUGAGGAGACGAUGCGCGCCCAGGGACCGCAGUAGUAGGGAUGGACGGUUGAUUCGAGCGCUGCCUGCGACGACCGUCUUCUCAUCCUCAAGUCGUGGCUACCAUUUCGCCAUCACCUAUUAGCUCUGCGACGUCACUUCAGCGUUACCUCUCUUCUCUUCCUCUUUCUCGCUCC